AUAUUUACGAAGCCACGAAAUCGAUUCAAAGCCAGCGCUUGCGUCUUCACAACGUCUACACAACUCACACAAUGAAAACGUUUCAAAUAUUUUUAUUUUUGCUGUUUUGUACGUCUUUUACAAACGCCAGGGGCGUAAACGGCGGCAUGAGUUGUGCAGUUUGCACAGUCCUAACUGGGGUUACAAUGCAAAUUGCUGAACUGCACGAGGAAGACUUGUUCAAUGCCACGAAACGACUCUGCAAUGUUUUACCAAAUAAAAUACGAGACCCCUGUUUCCGAAUUGUGGACAAAGUGGAGCCUUAUUUAACAAAUUUGUCCGAGAAAAUUACUCCAGAUUUGUUCUGUCUGGUUUAUGGGACGUGUAGAGUGGACAAGGGGCAGCCGUUUUGCCACUUGUUUCCCCUAACUAUGGAACAGGAAGAAAUGGAAAACGUUUUAAUAAAAGAAAGGGAAAAAAUGCUUCCAAAAAUAGAUUUUUGCAAACUUCCAUACAUCAAAGACAUUUGCAACAUUUUAAACAACUCUUACACGUCCUUAGCCCCCGUUGAGGACUUUGAUAAUGACGGUUUCAGCGCGAUGGAGACUGGGAGAGGUUCGGACUGGAGAGGGAGGGAUUGCGUGGACAACGACCCACAAGUGUACCCAGGACGGCGGCCUUUAAAUUCGGAUUAUUUCUCCGACAGCAAUUGUAACGGCAUUUGGGGCACCAAAAACGACACCUUCCUGUCUUUGGAGCAGGAACUGUGCAAAAAAUCGCAACCUAGAGGCUUGAUCUUCAUCGGUGACUCCAUAGGAGCGCACUUCCAUAUGCCCGAAGUUUGGAUAAACCCACUGUUAUUUAGUUGGCCGGGUUUAAACGGCAGCAGUGUCAUUCUGGACGAGAUCGACUGGCCCCAGUUUGGGUUCGCCACCGGUUUCAAAAACAUAACGAGGAAUAUUUUGAUUCAAGGUUUGACUGACUCUCUUUAUUUGCGACUGCGGAAUCGCAACAGAUGCAAUCACCGGGAUUACCAAAAUUUGUCCCAAAACGGUGCUUCCAGUUACGAAGGACUUAAUCAUGUGAAUUCAAUUGCAAGAAAUCGGACGACUGAUAAUCCAGCUUUGGUUAUCUACGCCAUGCAAGGGAAUGAUGUUUGCAAUAAUUUUAAUGACACGAUAAAUCAUAUGACGCCUCCGGAAACGUUUAGACGAAAUGUUAUGAAAAGUUUGUUUUUACUCGACGAGAAAUUACCGCCUCAAAGUCACGUAGUUCUUGUUGAAUUGGUUGAAGCGGAUUUUAUUUUCCCGGCAAUGGCUGAGAGAUUGCACCCAAUUGGACGAUUGCACAAAAACGUAUUUUAUAAAAACUUGUACGAGUGGUUCAAUUGUAUGCAAAUUGGACCGUGCACUGGAUGGUUAAACGCAAACCAAACACUUCGAGACAUCACUAGUAAAAGAGCCAGAAAAUUAUCAACUAUUGUGAAAUACAUAGCGACAAACGAAACCUUCAAAAAUUUCCAAGUCCAUUAUAUUCAAAACCCAAUCAAUUAUUUAGUACGCAAUGACAAAAUCAACAUCACAGAAUUUCUCGAACCUGUGGAUAGCUUACACCCAAAUCAAAAAGCCCAAGUCUUGUUGACUGAAACAGUGUGGAACUUCCUAGAGAAGCUCCCAGUUUUGGGACCUGUCAACCCACAUAAUGACGAAAUAAUAAAGAUUUUUGGGGAACAAGGGGGGCAUUAAAAUAUUUUUAAUAAAAAACGUUUUUAUUAAAAGUUGUAGGUCCAAGUGUCA
This is a messenger RNA of Tribolium castaneum (red flour beetle), 1775 nucleotides long. Its product is annotated as acyloxyacyl hydrolase. The transcript is spliced from 11 exons. Gene Ontology annotation, biological process: lipopolysaccharide catabolic process; negative regulation of inflammatory response. NCBI's taxonomy places the organism in Eukaryota, Metazoa, Arthropoda, Insecta, Coleoptera, Tenebrionidae. The coding region runs from base 72 to 1724 and encodes 550 amino acids. The record is from RefSeq and is a predicted model, not a curated record. Gene Ontology annotation, molecular function: calcium ion binding; acyloxyacyl hydrolase activity.